ACACACAAAUUAAACCUAUAGUGACCACAACAAUGGCAGCCACUAAGAUCAUCACAAAAAUUGUUGCCACACUCCUCCUAGUCCUAGUGGCUCUGGCGGCGGCUCCGGGCACGGAGGCGCAGUCCCCGACGGCGUCUCUGGUGGGGUUGGCGCCGGUGCCGGUGCCGGCUGGGACAUUCGACUGUGUGAAUGAGCUGAUAAACAUGUCGGACUGCCUGACAUUUGUGGAGGCAGGGAGCAAAUUGAAUGAGCCGAAGAAGGCUUGCUGCCCGGAACUCGCCGGAAUGGUGGAGACGCAGCCGGUUUGCUUGUGCCAGCUUCUCGCCGACCCGGAGAAUGUGAUCGGAUUCAAAAUUGAAAUGAAAAAAGCUCUCGACCUCCCUUCCCUCUGCAAACUUAAUACGCCUUCUACUAGCUUGUGCUCAGCAAUUGGUAUCCCAGUUGGGGCUCCUACAACUACUCCUGCAGGUAAGUUUCCUUCAAGUCCAGGAGGUGGGAACAAUCAUGAUAGUGCAGCCAUAAGAUCAUCAGUGACAUUCUUGAAGAAGAGUUUCCUUCUUGGAUUGGCAAUUGUGGGUUUUGCAGCUCUAUUCUGAUAGACGAUCCAAUUAACUUAUGCACGUACUAUAUAUAUCACGUUCUGCAUUUUAAUUUCAUUGAUUGUAUACUAUAUGUUCUCGUUUAUAGCUUUUGAUUAUUAUUUUUCUUUUUUUGACAAUGGGUUAUAUACAUUAAUUUAUUUAUAUUUUGAUAUAAUAAAAUACAUCAUUCAUUGCCAACUUACAAA
Ipomoea triloba (trilobed morning glory) is the source of this 787-nucleotide messenger RNA. RefSeq names its product xylogen-like protein 11. Bases 33 to 596 code for a protein of 187 amino acids. Lineage: Eukaryota; Viridiplantae; Streptophyta; Magnoliopsida; Solanales; Convolvulaceae. The record is from RefSeq and is a predicted model, not a curated record. The transcript is spliced from 3 exons.